AUGGCGGCGACGGUGCGGUUCGGGCUGCUGGUGGCGAUGCUCCAGGCCAUGUCGCGGGACCGCACGGCGGCGAAGAAGCGGGGCCGGCUCCGCGCGCUCCUCGACCGCGCCUACGGGCCCAGCGGCAGGGACGACUACUUCAGCGCGCUCCGCCUCGUGCUCCCGGGGCUCGACCGGGAGCGCGGCUCGUACGGGCUCAAGGAGGCCGCUCUGGCGUCAGUCCUCGUCGACGCCCUCGGGAUAGCGAAGGACUCGCCCGACGCCGUCCGCCUCACCAACUGGCGGCGCGGGGGCAGCUUCCGCAACGCCGGCAACUUCGCACUCGUCGCCGCCGAGGUGCUGCAGCGGAGACAAGGAAUGACUUCUGGAGGAUUGACGAUAAAAGAGGUGAAUGACGCACUUGAUCGCCUUGCUGCAACUGAGAAUAGGUCUGAGAAGGCUUCGAUUAUUUCUAGUCUGAUCAAGAAAACCAAUGCCCUUGAAAUGAAGUGGCUCUUGAUGAUUAUUCUGAAAGAUUUGAAAUUGGGGAUCAGUGAGAAGAGUGUGUUCCAUGAGUUUCAUCCUGAUGCUGAAGACUUGUUCAAUGUCACUUGUGAUCUGAGGUUGGUCUGUGAAAAGCUUAACGAUCGAAGUCAGAGGCAUAAACGUCAGGAUAUAGAAGUGGGGAAGGCUGUCAGGCCUCAGCUAGCUAUGAGAGUCAGUAAUGCCUCAUCUGCUUGGAAGAAGCUUCACGGAAAACAAGUGGUUGCUGAGUGCAAAUUUGAUGGUGACCGUAUUCAAAUUCACAAGAAUGGGGAGGAGAUUCAUUUCUUCUCAAGGAGCUUUCUUGAUCACUCGGAAUAUGCACCUGGAAUGUCCAAAGUUAUCAAGGAACAUGUCUUGGUUGAUAGGUGUAUUUUGGAUGGAGAAAUGCUUGUUUGGGAUACUGUGCUUAACCGGUUUGCAGAAUUUGGUUCAAAUCAGGAGAUAGCAAAGGCUGCAAGGGAGGGGCUGGAGAUGGAUAGACAGUUGUGCUAUGUUGCUUUUGACAUUCUUUAUGCUGGAGACACCAGUGUUAUCCACCAAAGUUUGACAGAGCGGCAUGAAAUUCUGCGUAAAGUCAUCAGUCCUUUGAAGGGCCAUCUCGAAAUAUUAGUUCCAACAGGUGGUCUGAACAUGCAUCGUCCACCAGAUGAACCAUGCUGGUCCAUCUUUGUGCGCAAUCUUGAUGAUGUGGAGAAAUUCUUCAAGGACACUGUUGAUAACAGAGAAGAGGGAAUUGUAUUAAAGGACCUUGAGUCCAAGUGGGAACCCAGUGACCGGAGUGGAAAGUGGCUUAAAUUAAAGCCUGAUUAUAUACAUGCUGGUGCUGAUCUGGAUGUUAUUAUUAUAGGUGGAUAUUAUGGCUCAGGACGUCGCGGAGGAGAGGUUGCCCAGUUUUUAGUCGGUCUUGCAGUGCCUUCAGAUGACAAUAGCUAUCCCAAAAGGUUUCUUUCCUUUUGUCGAGUUGGUACUGGUCUUUCUGAUGAAGAGCUUGAUGCUCUUAUCACCAAAUUGAAGCCUCAUUUCAGGAAAAAUGAGUACCCCAAAAAACCACCCAGAUUUUACGAAGUGACAAACCAUUCAAAGGAAAGGCCAGAUGUUUGGAUAGAAAGCCCUGAUAAGUCAGUCAUAAUAUCCAUAACAAGUGAUAUUCGAACAAUCAAAUCUGAGGUAUUUGCUGCCCCAUACAACUUAAGGUUCCCGCGCAUUCAAAGGGUGAGAUAUGAUAAGCCAUGGAAUGAGUGCCUUGAUAUUCAGGCAUUUGUGGACAUAGUACAUUCAAGUAAUGAGACAACUCACAGGGCAGCAGAUGAUGAUAGUGGUCUGAAAAAUGUUAAGUUAAAACAGCCGAGAACAAACAAAAAGGGGGAGAAAAAGAAUGUGUCAAUUAUCCCUUCACGUCUUAUGAAGACUGACAUUUCAGGCCUAAAGGGAGAAACACUAAUAUUUGCAAACACAAUGUUCUAUUUUGUCAACAUUCCUCCAUCAUAUAAUCUUGACUAUUUUCAUAAACUGGUUGUGGAGAAUGGCGGAUCUUUCUCGAUGAAUCUUAAUGACUCAGUUACUCAUUGCAUAGCAGCAGAGAAGAAAGGUAUCAAAUAUCAGGCAGCCACACGGCAGGGAAGGAUCAUUCAUUAUUCCUGGAUCUUAGACUGUUGCAAAGAAAAAUGUCUUCUUCAUUUGCAGCCUAAGUAUAUUCUCUUUCUCGUGGAUUUUGCGAGGCACAAAUUUCCUGAAGAGAUCGACUCAUAUGCUGACUAUUUCUACUGGGACAUUGACAUUUCUGACCUCAAGCAGAUUUUCAGCAACAUGGACAGAGCCGUUGUUGAUUCAAACAUGGUACAUCACUACAAAAAGAAGUACUACACAGAUGAGAGAUUCUUCUUCUUCCAGGGUUGCUGUGUCUACUUCUACCAUGCACCCUUGGUGAAUGCGGACUACAAUGUAAUAUCUGAUCUUGCACUGAAGAGGGUGAAGCAGGAUCUUACCAUGCAUGGUGGUGAAGUUUGUAGCAUUCUUGCUCCUGCUACUCAUUUAAUUAUAGUUUCAGUUCUAGAAGCCUACAAUUUUGACAUGUUGUACAAGAGCUUCCUUCCUUCUGAGAGGCGUUAUCUACAUGACAAAAGGUUGCAUGUUGUCAGUAACAAGUGGUUGGAAGAUUCAGUGGAAAAACAAAGAAAGCUGCCUGAAACCACUUACAGCCUUAAACCAGAUACAUUAGAGGAAAUAGAAGUUGAAAGAAGUGAGGAAACUGUUCAGCCUUCUAAUCACAAGCAUGAGGAAAAUGAGGAGAUUGAUAGAUCCCAUGUUAAUCAUGUACCGAAGAAAAGGGGAAGGCCAUCUAGUAGUACCUCCAGAGCCGCAAAGCUUGCUCCUAGACCAGUCCGAAGAACACGACCUAGAAAAGGAAAUCAACAUGCAAAAAUAGAUGAUGUUGAACCUGAAGAAAGCGGGCAUGGUGAAACAGGCCAAGAUGAUCAAAUACCGGACACUGAUAACAUCUCUAAAAUGGAACAAGAUGGCUUUGACAAAGACCAAGUUUCUCCUAGACCAGUCCAAAGAUCAAGGGCUAGGAGAGGAAAGCGGCAUGCCAAAAUCGAUUAUGGUGGAUCUGAAGAAAAUGAUCCUGGUGCAACAGGACAGGAUGAUCAAAAGUUCGAUGCAGAUUACAUCUCUAAGAUAGAAGAAGAUAGCAAUGACAGAGACCAGGGAUCCCAUCCGGCUGCUCCUAGGGUGCUCCGAAGAUCAAUGCCUCAAAGAGGAAAGCGGCAUGCAAAAAUAGAUUAUGGUGAAUCUGAAGAAAGCAGUCCUGGUGAAACAGCUCAAGAUGAUAAGUUGGACGCAGAUUCCAUCUAUAGAAUGGAAGAACAUAACCGUGACAAAUAUCAAGAACCACCUCCAGGUGCCCAGUUUAUCACAUUGGAUGAGCAAGAGGCCAAAGGAAUCAAAAUAAGUACCAUGGAGACACCAAGCGACCGGCAGCAUGAAAUCAACGACGCAGUUGUUAGAACAGGGACUUCUGAGGCAACCAGUAGCGCAACAUGUGCGAAGAUGGAACAAAUGGUUGAUCCACUGCACGCAAUGCUUCUGGACAUGAUUCCAUCGCUUAGGCAGACGAAGACAGAAGAUAGUAACAGGGUUCCCGAAGCCAAAGCUGAGAAGAAUCCACCUUGGGCAGGAAGUUCUACACCUAACUAUGAGUUUCCAGUACCAGAGGCAACGAGUUCUGGGCCUAAUUCUAGCGUUCCAGCACCACAUGCAGGAAGUUCCACACAGAGUAACGGGGUUCCGGCCCCAGACCCUACUGCUGGUGCUCCAAAGAAGAAAAAGGUCAGCUACAAAGAUGUCGCCGGUGAACUUCUGAAGGAUUGGUGAGAAAUACUGAAUACUCUGCACUGUUCUGUAGGCUGGCCAAUGUUUGUGAAUAUCCUUAGUCUUAGCUAUGAGCCUGUGAACAUGACGGUUAUGACAAGAACUGCGCUGUUUAGUCGAAAAUGUGACAUAUCCUGUGUCGGUGUUGCCUCGUAUUUUUCUUUGCGUUCUCAGUGUUGAAUCAGAUUUCUUUGCUGCUGCUGCUUCUUCGUUGGUGUGAGAGUAGUUAGGCCCGUGCAACUGAGAUGGCAAUGGGUAAAUACUCAUCGGGUAUUGGUACCCCAUAUCUAUAUCCACCAGUAA
Messenger RNA from Oryza brachyantha (malo sina), 4197 nucleotides. Its product is annotated as putative DNA ligase 4. The coding region runs from base 1 to 3897 and encodes 1298 amino acids. Gene Ontology annotation, cellular component: DNA ligase IV complex. The transcript has 27 exons. Gene Ontology annotation, biological process: double-strand break repair via nonhomologous end joining; DNA recombination; nucleotide-excision repair, DNA gap filling. The record is from RefSeq and is a predicted model, not a curated record. Gene Ontology annotation, molecular function: ATP binding; DNA ligase (ATP) activity; DNA binding. NCBI's taxonomy places the organism in Eukaryota, Viridiplantae, Streptophyta, Magnoliopsida, Poales, Poaceae.